AUGCAGCUUCCAGACACACAUAGGUGCAAUCACAUCCUCCUCCGAAGCAAGAACGCGAGGAAACCAUGGCACCUCUCGUGCAAGGCCACAGGCGACAGAGUCGACCGCCGUGACGUGCUCCUCGGUGGAGCGGCGGCGGCGGCAGGCCUCGUGCCUCAUCACCGCGGAAGCGCGCUCGCCACCCCGAUCCAGUUGCCAGACCUCCGAAACUGCCAUCCUGCCCACCGCGACAAUGCGGAUGAACCCAUCGACUGCUGCCCGCCGUUCAGCACGGGCACGAAAAUAAUCGACUUCAAGCUGCCGUCGGCCGGCUCGCCGCUCCGUGUGCGCCGGCCCGCGCAAGAGAUAAUGGACGACCCGGAGUACCUGGAAAAAUACAAGGAAGCCGUGAGGUUGAUGAAGGGGCUGCCGCACCACGAUCCCUGCAGCUUCGAGCAGCAGUGGCGCGUGCACUGCGCCUACUGCGACGGCGCGUAUAAUCAGGUCGGGUCCUCGGUCCUGAAGAUCCAGAUACACCACUGCUGGCUCUUCUUCCUGUGGCACAGGUUGUACCUGUAUUUCCACGAGAGGAUUCUCGGCAAGCUCAUCUGUGACGACACGUUUGCACUGCCGUUCUGGAACUGGGAUGCGCCCGAAGGCAUGCGUCUGCCGUUGAUCUACGCCGACACGUCAUCGCCGCUGUAUGAUGAAAAGCGCGAACCUGGGCACGCGCAGCCUCCAUUCCCGCUGGUGGACCUCGACUACAAUGAUAGGCCGUAUACCGAAGCAACAGUCGAUAAUAACAAUCAUAGGCAAAUCGCAAAGAAUCUCAAGAUCAUGUACCGUCAGAUGAUCUCAGGGGCCAGGACGAAGGAAAUAUUCUUCGGCCAACCCUACCGCCAGGGCGACCGUGGUUCACAGCUGAGCCAGGGCACCAUCGAGCGCCAGCCGCACAACAUAUGCGCGGGGAGCGUGGUGCUGUUGCCGCACGCUAUCCGGCCAGGGAAGGAUCGGACAAGGGACUCCAUGAAGACAACGGCUUGGUUCGGCAUCGGCGACCUGCUGGAUGCCGUCGGCGCUAAAGAGGACGAGAUGAUCAACGUGUCCAUUGUGCCGAGGUCCGCCGGGGACGUGGUGACUGUCGGCCAGGUCAGAAUCGACUAUGUUAAAUGA
Miscanthus lutarioriparius is the source of this 1152-nucleotide messenger RNA. The record is from the annotation of a GenBank genome assembly. NCBI's taxonomy places the organism in Eukaryota, Viridiplantae, Streptophyta, Magnoliopsida, Poales, Poaceae.